GAUCGCUCCCCCCCCCGCAAGAGGCGAAAUCUCGGCAAGCCCGCACAUCCAGCCCGUCUCGGCCGCACACCGCUCUCCGCACCCCCUCGCCCACCGACCAGCGAUCCACAGCCAUGCAGGCACCCGUCAUCGUCAUCAACACCAACACCGAGAGAGAGACUGGCCGAAAGGCCCAGCUCUCCAACAUCACUGCCGCCAAGACCAUCUCUGAUAUCAUCCGAACCUGUCUUGGCCCACGCGCAAUGCUCAAGAUGCUCCUGGAUCCCAUGGGCGGCAUUGUUCUCACAAACGACGGCAAUGCGAUCCUUCGCGAGUGUGAGGUCGCUCAUCCCGCCGCCAAGAGCAUGAUCGAGCUGUCCAGAACCCAGGACGAGGAAGUCGGCGACGGAACUACCUCGGUCAUUAUUCUCGCCGGCGAGGUUCUCUCGGCUGCCCAGCCCUUCCUCGAGCGAUCCAUCCACCCCAUCACCAUCAUUUCUGCCUACAAACGCGCUCUGGAAGAUGCUCUGAAGAUCAUGUCGCAGAUUUCUGUCAACAUCGACAUCACCCAGCGAAACGAGGUCGUCCGUCUGAUCCGCUCGACCAUCGGCACCAAGUUUGUCUCCCAGUGGAGUGACCUGAUGUGCUCCCUUGCCUACGAUGCCGUUAAGACGGUUUCGCUUGAGGUUAACGGAAAGAAGGAGGUCGAUAUCAAGCGAUAUGCUCGUGUGGAGAAGGUCCCUGGCGGCGAAAUCGACGAGUCCUGCGUCUUGAACGGCAUCAUGGUCAACAAGGACGUCACCCAUCCCAAGAUGCGUCGUCGUAUCGAAAAGCCCCGAAUCGUUCUCCUGGACUGCCCGCUUGAGUACAAGAAGGGCGAAUCCCAGACCAACGUGGAGGUCACGGACGAGGCUCACUGGGCCCGCCUGCUUGAGAUCGAAGAAGAGCAGAUCAAGGAGAUGUGCGAUCACAUCAUCCGCCUGAAGCCUGAUCUCGUCUUUACCGAGAAGGGUGUCAGUGAUCUUGCCCAGCACUACUUUGUCAAGGCCAACAUCACGGCCAUCCGUCGUGUCAAGAAAACCGACAACAACAGAAUUGCCCGCGCUACGGGCGCAACCAUCGUCAACCGUGUCGAGGAUCUGAAGGAAGAUGAUGUCGGAACCCAGUGCGGUCUGUUUGAGGUUCGCAAGAUCGGCGACGAGUACUUUACGUACUUGGUGGAGUGCGAGGACCCCAAAGCCUGCACCAUCCUUCUUCGUGGCCCCUCCAAGGACGUCCUGAACGAGAUCGAGCGUAACCUGCAAGACGCCAUGUGCGUUGCCCGCAACGUCAUGUUCGAGCCCAAGCUGUGCCCUGGCGGUGGUGCCACCGAGAUGGCCGUCGCUGUGCAGCUGGCCGAGAAGGCCAAGGCCAUCUCUGGCGUUGAGCAGUGGCCGUACAAGGCCGUGGCCGAGGCCAUGGAGGUCAUUCCAAGAACCCUGGUUCAGAACUGCGGCGGAAACGCCAUCAAGGUUCUGACCCAGCUCCGAGCCAAGCACGCAGUUGGCGAGUAUUCGUGGGGCAUCGAUGGCAUCUCCGGAAAAAUCGUCGACAUGAAAGAGUACGGCGUCUGGGAGCCCUAUACAGUCAAGUCCCAGACCAUCAAGACCGCCGUCGAAUCCGCCUGCCUGCUGCUGCGCGUUGAUGACAUCGUUUCCGGUGUCUCCAGACGCCAGGCUGAGGGUGCCGGACCGGCUCCUGCCGGAGGCGAAGAGAUUCCCGAGGAGGCUGAGCGAUAAAUGGCUGCCGUCCAACCGACAGCCAAGCACCCAUGCAAAUAUGGACCCAGCACACGGAAUGGCAGCAGCACUUUGUUAUGUUUGCUCAAUACAGACUGUGAUUGAAUGUAGCCCUUCGAGGGAACCCCUGGUCACUCUACUGGCUUUUGGAAUGCAUUUUGACGCACCGGGAUGACGCUCAUCACUGAGAGACCUGGGAUCGACGCACCUCUGUUUC
Molecule: messenger RNA, 1974 nt
Organism: Polychytrium aggregatum
Lineage: Eukaryota; Fungi; Chytridiomycota; Chytridiomycetes; Polychytriales
Product: chaperonin Cpn60/TCP-1 family
Exons: 7
Coding region: 114-1757 (547 amino acids)
Biological process (GO): protein folding
Cellular component (GO): chaperonin-containing T-complex
Molecular function (GO): ATP binding; ATP-dependent protein folding chaperone; ATP hydrolysis activity
Source: RefSeq, a predicted model, not a curated record